This is a messenger RNA of Amphiprion ocellaris (clown anemonefish), 2984 nucleotides long. It is a transcript of the gene sytl4, whose product is annotated as synaptotagmin-like 4. The record is from RefSeq and is a predicted model, not a curated record. NCBI's taxonomy places the organism in Eukaryota, Metazoa, Chordata, Actinopteri, Pomacentridae. The transcript has 17 exons. The coding region runs from base 226 to 2364 and encodes 712 amino acids. Gene Ontology annotation, biological process: intracellular protein transport; exocytosis. Gene Ontology annotation, cellular component: plasma membrane; exocytic vesicle. Gene Ontology annotation, molecular function: small GTPase binding; neurexin family protein binding.
CACCUAUCAUGGAAAAUGUUGGAGAGGCGCUCCUGCUUGUCUGUCCGACUGCUGCAAACUUUCCUUAUCUUCCGGGACUCCUGCUGUAGUUUGGGAGGCGAGAAGAAGAGGAGGAGGAGGAGGAGGCACAGUAAUAACCGAGAGGCAGAGUAAAAGUCUUCUCAAUGCAACACCAAUUAUGUUGAACCAUUUAACCUGAACUAAGGGUACUUGGUUAAAGGUACAAUGCCGGAGGCUGCCGACAUGAUUAACUUGGGGUUCCUGUCCGACUCUGAGCGGGAAUUAAUCCUGGAGGUGCUGCGACGGGACGAGGAGCUGAGGCUGGCUGAGGAGCAGCGUGUGCGGAAGUUGAAGACAGAGUUGAUGGAAGUGAAGAGGAAAGGGGCCAAACGUGGCAGUGGUAGAUACAGUCAGCAUGUUUGUGGCCGAUGCCUGGUGCCUCUGACUCGACUGGCUGUUUUCAAUAGCCAGUGCAGGAUAUGCAAUCACUAUGUCUGCCGCAACUGCCGAAAAAUCCUGCCUAAUAAUUCCUGGGUGUGCAGCGUGUGUGCCAAAGAAUCGGAGCUAAAGAAAAGGACAGGUGACUGGUUCUAUGAUCAAAGGUACAACCGUUUUUCUACAGCGCCUGGACAUGACCUGGUGAGGGUCUCCCUGAAAAAGAGGCUGGCAUUGAAGAAACAUGAGACAGUGGGACAAACACUCUUGAGAAGUACUGAAAUAAACCCACAUCUUGCCAGUGCUGUGUCCCAGCAGCCCAAGCAGAAAAAUCUGACAUUUUCCCUAAGUGAGACAUCGGGAUCCAUCACUUCAAGAGAAUCAGUUGAAUCAAGGGAUGAGGUCUGGUCAAGGCCAAUUCGCAGCGACACAGAGUCUGUAGAAAAUGCCAGUAUAACAAGCAGCAAGACUGAGACUGAGUCUGGCCGUGUGACCCCUGAGCAACCAAGGACAGAACAGCACCUGGUUGAGACCAGCCCAGCAGGAUCCCAUGUUUCCAGUCUGACCGUCGCAGUCAGAGCAGAUACUAUCAAAAAUGAAAGUGCCAACCUAGACGCUAUGACUGUCCCAGAAGUGAAACCAGUCAAUCCGAACCCAGAGCAGGAGGUUGACAGACUCUUCAAGAAAAGUGUCAGACGAGCCCCAAAGCCUGCCGAGUAUGUCUCAACACUGGAUCUGCGUGAUGAGCGCAACACGUCAGAGGUCUCAAUGGGCAACAGGAGCCGUUCUGUACCAGGCUUAGAUCUACAGGCAAAUGAGGAGGAGGAGGAGGAGGAGGAAGAUAUUGACAGUUUGGUGAGCUUUCAUAGAAGGACAAUGGCCUCGAGUUCCUCCAGCCUGCGUAGCUCAAAGAGCACUCUGGGAAGCCUGAUGAGUAUUUACAGUGAGGCGGGAGACUAUGACAGCGUCGAAGUGAGCGGAGAUAUCAUCUUCUCUAUGAGCUACGAGGAACAUACUCAAAGUCUCCAGGUCUUCAUCAAGGAAUGCCAUAAGCUGGCUUUUGGCGAUGCCUCACGGCAGCUCUCCAACCCUUAUGUCAAAUGUUAUCUACUCCCUGACAAAUCUCGCCAGAGCAAAAGGAAGACCAACAUCAAGAGAAACACUAUCAACCCCAUCUACAAUGAAACAUUAAAGUACUCCAUCAGCCGUUCUCAGCUGUUCACUCGCUCCAUGUUGAUAUCAGUCUGGCAUCAUGGUCGCCUCAGCCGCAACACCUUCCUGGGAGAAGUGGAGAUCCCUCUGGACUGCAGAGACCUCGACUCCCCGCAGGAAGACUGUGUGGCUCUCAUGCCAAAGGCAGCCUCUGUUGUGCCGGUUUCAGCUUUUGCUCAGUACAAAGGAGAGUUGGUGAUCUCAUUGAAGUAUGUCCCACCUAAAAAGCCAACAACUGAGAAAAUCAAAGGCAAAAAAGCAGCACCUGAAGGAGGGGGGGAGCUGCAUGUUGUAAUUAAAGAGGCAAAGAAUUUGAUGGCAAUGAAACCAGGAGGCACAUCGGAUAGCUUUGUGAAAGGCUACUUGUUCCCAGCUAAGGCAAAGACCACAAAGAGGAAGACUUCGGUUGUGAGGAAGAACCUGAACCCUCACUAUGACCAGACGUUUGUGUAUAAGGACUUGGCUCUGGAGCAGCUGAAGGGGAUGUGUCUGGAGCUGACAGUGUGGGACAGGGAGGCCAUGCUGAGCAAUGAAUUCUUGGGAGGGGUCCGCCUCAGCUCUGGAAGAGGCACUGUAAAAAUAGGAAAAGAGGAAAUGGAGUUGGACUCAGUUGGAGAGGAGGUCAGUCUGUGGCAGAAGAUGAUGCAGUACCCCGACUCUUGGGCAGAGGGCACUCUUCCACUGCGUUCCACCAUGGGGAAGGCCAAGGGCAAAUGAGGACAGCACAAGCCGGAACCCUCAGAAGUAUUCCAGAUACUGGAGCAGUGAGAAGCUCUGGCCUCUAAGACAAACAUGAGAUUUUGGAUGAGUUUUGCUUAUAAAUUUUACCAGACCAAAAGCUUUAGUCACACAGCUCAUUGACGUACUGAACACUACAUAUCUUCUCGGCUUUGAACCCCUCCCAACUGCACACUGUUGUUGAAAUGUGCCAGUGUCAAAACACACACAGCCACUUUAUAUUUUUAAAAUGUUUAUAUUAUUGCAAUUUAAAUGUAUUCACAGAACGUAGCACAGAAACAGUGUCUUAAUUUGUCACCCUUUUGUUUAUAGUUGUGUACACUUGCAUAUUGGAAAACAGCACAUUCUAAACUGGUAUCAUACAGAACUUGUGUUGCAUCCAACAAAUUAUGCUUAAUUUAAUCCAUAAUAUAUUUUAUCUUAAUACUACAAUAUAUAAUUGUAUUUAUAUUACAAGCCUUUAUAUGAAGUAAAGUGAAUUUGUUUUAAAUUUCAAGAUUUUAACCUUUAACCCUUCUCUGGAGUGUGAUCAGAGUCAUGUUUACAUCAAGGUUUCCUUGAAUAUUCUGUUCACCAAAUAAAAACUAACUAAACUCAGA